UACAGCAAUGGCUGACAGCACGGACCGAACAGCAUCUUCCAAACAAGAGGAAUUUUACAACUAUCGGGAAAGGAUUAAAUGCUCUCCUGAGGAGGAGGCGAGAUCAGAGAAACAGCAUUUUUGGAAUGUCAUCAAUGCGUUCAAAUAUUAUAGAACUCACGUUCACGAACGGGUAAAUCGAGCCGAGAGGCAUUUCCGAUGCCUUCCAGAUCACCACCAGAAACUUUUGCCAAACUUCCUUCCCAACCUGUCUAAAAUCCGCUACUGUAUUGACCGAAACCAGGAGGUGCUGCAGGCCGUAGUGCACAACUGCAUCCAUAUGUUUGAGAACAUGGAAUAUGGAGAGGAUAGCUUUUUAAAGGAAGACCCAAGAAAAAUACGGCCUGCCUCGACUUUUGACAUGGACAAGCUCAAGUCCACUAUUAAGCAGUUUGUUCGUGACUGGAGUGAAGCAGGGAAGGCUGAAAGGGACACCUGCUAUAAACCACUUAUAGACGAAAUCCAGAGACUGUUUCCUCCUGACCAGUGUGAUGUGUCUCAAAUAAGAGUGUUGGUGCCAGGAGCAGGUCUAGGUCGGCUGGCAUGGGAGAUUGCUCAUCGGGGCUAUUCGUGCCAAGGAAACGAGUGGAGCUUCUUCAUGCUCUUCUCCUCUAAUUUUGUUCUGAAUAGGUGUGAUGAGGAGAAUACUUUGACUUUGUAUCCCUGGAUUCACCAGUUCAGUAAUAACAAAAUGUCGUCAGAUCAGACAAGACCUGUGUCCUUUCCAGAUAUCAACCCACAGAGUCUCCCGGAAGACUCUGACUUCUCUAUGGUCGCUGGAGACUUCCAAGAAGUAUACACUGAUCCAGAUAUUUGGGAUUGUGUUGCUACAUGUUUCUUCAUCGACACAGCCCACAAUGUUCUUGACUACAUUGAAACCAUCUGGAAUAUUCUGAAACCCGGUGGUGUCUGGAUGAAUUUAGGUCCGCUUCUUUACCACUAUGAAAAUAUGGCCAAUGAAUUAUCCAUUGAGCUAAGCUAUGAGGACAUAAAGGCUGCCAUUUUAAAAUAUGGAUUUGAACUGGAGAUGGAGAGAGAUUCUGUUUCCAGCACAUACACAGAAAAUGAUCGCUCCAUGCUCAAGUACCUUUAUGAUAGUGUCUUUUUUAUUGUACGGAAACCUGUGGAUCAGUUGAUCAAUGGAGACCAGACACCGAAAGAUAGCCAGAUUGAGGAUUCUUUUUACACGGGAAACACAGAGGGAAAAAAAACAUGACAGUAAGAAGACUAAAGCUCUGGAUUAAUGACUGAUAAAUGUUCCAAUAAUAAACUGAUGUUUUUAACCAUCAAUGCCAGUGUUACAGCGAAUUCCUGAUAACAGAACAAGAUUGGAAUAUUAUUGUGUGCUGAAGUAUUUCACAUAUUUAUCAAAAUAUUUGUCAUGUUGUAGUGCCUCACUUCACACAUAUUCCUCAGGUUCUGUGUGCUGCUUCACAUCAUACAAAUGAUACUUUACACGUCAGUGUUUUCUCAUGCUUGUUUACAUUAUCACAGAUUUCCUUGGCCUAUUUUCUUGACAAUUUCUCCUCUCACACAAUAACUCCAGUCUAUUUGAAGGACGAAGAUGACUUUGUUGGGAAUUUAAUUUGUAACAGUUGGCAGCAAUGAAAUAAGUUGUUUUAAACUUGACUGAUUGUGAGUAUGGUGCCUGUAUGAUAUGAUGCAAUAAAACUGUUUUACAA
This is a messenger RNA of Triplophysa dalaica, 1721 nucleotides long. It is a transcript of the gene carnmt1, whose product is annotated as carnosine N-methyltransferase 1. The transcript is spliced from 8 exons. The coding region runs from base 8 to 1255 and encodes 415 amino acids. The record is from RefSeq and is a predicted model, not a curated record. Gene Ontology annotation, molecular function: S-adenosylmethionine-dependent methyltransferase activity. NCBI's taxonomy places the organism in Eukaryota, Metazoa, Chordata, Actinopteri, Cypriniformes, Nemacheilidae.